UUAUAACUCCUGGAACAUUUGAGCACCAAAAUAAUAAGAAAUUCGAAUGUCUCUGGGUCCGUGCAGUGAUAUUACCGUUAUUAUAAGCAUCUGAAAUGUUAUUACGUGCUGAUAUUAGCACUUACCAGCUUUUCACACAAUAAGUAUCACCUAAAAAAUAGCGGUCGAGCACGGCAAAUCGCAUAUAUACGCUCAGGCUGAGGUAUUGCUUUCUUUUUUUAAUUUUUUUUUUGUAGUUUUCCCUGCGUUUGAUUCAGAGGUUCAUUAUUUAGAUCAGGCUCCCCAGGUCCCGUCAGGGCCAUGUUGCACCGCCUGGGUAAGGUAUAGAUAGCAAGUGGGAUCCUGGAUGGAUAGUUGGAUAUGAUUCUGAUGGGUUUCUGCCUAAACCUACUGCCAGAAACUAGUGAGUCAGGGUCAGGGCUUAUCCAUCCACCCAUUUUAUAUACCCACGUCUCCUGUGCAGAAAACUAUGGACACAAAGCAGGGAACAACCCAGGAUGGUGCGCACAUGUUCACUACCUGGCAAUGCCUUGUGAAAACUGGAGAAAACCCUACUUCCACACUGGGAGAACAGGCAGUGACUCAAACGCUGGUCUCCAGAGGUGUGAGACGAUCCUGCCAAUCAGACACCGGCAUGCCCCGCCCAGCUGGGCCAGCCUCCUGCCAUGUAAACCACAGUGCCAGCUCCGGGAAGAGUCUGCCGAACGACAGAACAAUAACAAUGUGGAAGAUGAGGAAAGCAGCGCACUGUGGUCCCUCAGCGGCCCCGUGUCCCCCGGCUCCUCUCGGGAUUCCCGCCUUCCCGCCAGAGACGCACUCAACGUUGGCAUGUGUGCGAGCCGUUAUGCAUGGACGGAUGGGGGAGGGUGUAAUAAGACGAAAGCAUCCUGCCUCGAGAUCAGAGGCCCAAUUUGCGAGCGGCAUCUACACAGGUGGCCUGCGGGGGGCGCAGCGGUGUGGCGUCUGCGGGCAGCUAGUCGGAGAGCAAAGCACCGCGAUCCCCCGUACCGCCAUCUUCCUGUCUGCCCACACUCUGCAGCUGCUCUGCGCUCGUGCCGGGUGGGGAAGGGCCAGCCGUCAUUUCAGAUGGGGACAGUGACAAGACACCGUUUCUGUGCGAAGCAAACACUAGGAGGCGAGUGGAGGAAAUUGCAUCUGGGUGCUAACGGCACUGGCGUCGCCCGCGGUCCUGAUGUGUCUACAUGUCGCACUGUUUACAUUGCAUUAACUCAGUGCUCUGCCUUCGGAAAAUCAGGUCGAUGCCCGGGAUGUGUUUGGGAGACAUUAGUGUUGAGAUGUUAGGCAAUCUGCAGUGAGUUGUGGUUACGCUGUGGUGAAGAUAAGGUUGCAGCGAGGGGGGCAUCCAUUUCACAGGAACGAUGUGGCCAAAAUGAUGACGCCGAUCUAAUAAUGACAGAGAAAAUUAUUAGCAUAAUACGUCAAACGCUGCCUCCUCUGUUUCAGAUUUAAUUAAUAUGAGCACGGCCACGUGGAGAACGCUGUAAUACGUCUGGCUGUCGCGCGCUAACAAAAUUUCAUCUGCCCCUGUUGGAGGACAUUAUGAAACACAUUUAUUGCGGCAGAAAAUGAAGGAGAAGUCAAGUUGGGAUGGACGUGUAAAGAACCCCUGACGUGUCUGCUGGUGAAUGCAUGUGAUGGUAAAUAUGUGUUUUGCUCUGUAGUCAUUAGAAGAUUGUAUUUGAGGAGGUGAAUCAAUGGCUGAAGGAGUUUGUCAUCUGCAGGUUCAACAGACGCUUCGGCUGAAAGGAAAAACGUGAGACACCAUGUUUAUUUGAGCAGGGUGGCGCCCACAUGUGGUGGGGUGACAUGGUGGACCUGCGACUGGCCACGGGAGGGGGUCGGCCCCCACGUGUGACGUGGUGGUAUCAGAAGCCGCAGUGAAUGCAGUGUUCACUGUUAUCACUCACCCUGAGGACAGAUAGUCAUUGCUUACAUAUGUUCCUUUAUGCCUUAAAACUCCUUAUGGGGGUGAUUGUACUGCAGUGUUAGCUGAUAGGAUGUAAAACAGCAAAGCUCCGUCACCAAGCAAAUGUGAGUAGUCUAGUCUUAAAGAUCUCCAUGGGAUUUGGCCUGCAGACUAAUUAACAGUAGGGAUGACUAGCACAUGACACUUUCUGACUGCCUGUUCUCUAACUAAAUCCACAGCUUGGAUCUGCGCGGUUUGGCUUGGCAUGGUGUAGGACCAAGGCCCCGCUGAUUUAAGUUGUGAAACAGCUGAUGAUGAGUUCUGCUCCAUGG
This is a messenger RNA of Brienomyrus brachyistius, 2259 nucleotides long. RefSeq lists its product as uncharacterized. The coding region runs from base 361 to 1302 and encodes 313 amino acids. The record is from RefSeq and is a predicted model, not a curated record. The transcript is spliced from 3 exons. Lineage: Eukaryota; Metazoa; Chordata; Actinopteri; Osteoglossiformes; Mormyridae.